Homalodisca vitripennis (glassy-winged sharpshooter) is the source of this 2877-nucleotide messenger RNA. Its product is annotated as transitional endoplasmic reticulum ATPase TER94-like. Lineage: Eukaryota; Metazoa; Arthropoda; Insecta; Hemiptera; Cicadellidae. The transcript is spliced from 14 exons. Gene Ontology annotation, cellular component: cytosol; nucleus; VCP-NPL4-UFD1 AAA ATPase complex. The record is from RefSeq and is a predicted model, not a curated record. Gene Ontology annotation, biological process: mitotic spindle disassembly; retrograde protein transport, ER to cytosol; autophagosome maturation. Gene Ontology annotation, molecular function: ATP hydrolysis activity; polyubiquitin modification-dependent protein binding; ATP binding. Bases 141 to 2546 code for a protein of 801 amino acids.
GUCACCGACCUACCACGAAUCAGCUAUACGGUCGUGGUCUGUGGACGAGAUUGGGACUUUAGAGCAACGCGAGUUUGGAAGAAGGUGAUACUGUUGGACAAAGUUAAUUGUUUCUAUUAAUUUACCUUUAGCCUUUUAUAAUGGCUGAGACGAAGAAUCCCGAUGAUUUGGCUACAGCAAUCCUGCGCAAGAAGGACAAGCCCAAUAGGCUCCUGGUGGAGGAGGCAGUUAACGAUGACAACUCAGUCGUCGCCUUGUCUCAGGCCAAAAUGGAUCAGCUCCAGCUGUUUAGGGGUGAUACAGUCCUUCUGAAGGGGAAGCGGAGGAAGGAGACAGUUUGCAUUGUUCUGUCCGACGACACAUGCGCUGAUGAGAAGAUACGGAUGAACCGUGUUGUGCGCAACAACCUCCGUGUGCGGUUGUCGGAUGUCGUGUCAGUACAGCCCUGUCCUGAUGUUAAGUAUGGCAAACGCAUCCAUGUGCUUCCCAUAGACGACACGGUCGAAGGACUCACAGGAAACCUGUUUGAAGUGUACCUGAAGCCUUAUUUCCUGGAAGCGUACCGACCGAUACACAAAGGUGAUGCAUUCAUAGUGCGUGGUGGCAUGCGGGCUGUAGAGUUCAAAGUGGUGGAGACUGAUCCAUCACCAUACUGCAUUGUGGCUCCAGACACGGUUAUCCACUGCGAGGGAGAUCCCAUCAAACGAGAGGAAGAGGAGGAAGCGUUAAACGCAGUUGGUUACGACGACAUCGGUGGCUGCCGCAAGCAGCUGGCUCAGAUCAAAGAAAUGGUGGAACUACCGCUGCGUCACCCCAGUCUCUUCAAGGCCAUCGGAGUGAAGCCACCACGAGGUAUUCUGUUGUAUGGACCACCUGGAACAGGAAAGACACUCAUUGCACGUGCUGUUGCUAACGAGACUGGCGCCUUCUUUUUCCUCAUAAACGGACCUGAAAUCAUGAGCAAAUUGGCAGGAGAAUCGGAGAGCAACCUUCGUAAAGCUUUUGAGGAAGCAGACAAAAAUGCACCUGCCAUUAUCUUUAUUGAUGAAUUAGAUGCUAUAGCACCAAAGAGAGAAAAGACACACGGAGAGGUGGAACGCCGUAUUGUCUCCCAGCUGCUCACACUGAUGGACGGAUUAAAGCAGAGCUCACAUGUGAUUGUGAUGGCGGCGACAAAUCGACCCAACUCCAUCGAUGGCGCACUACGGCGGUUUGGCCGGUUCGAUCGGGAGAUUGACAUCGGCAUACCAGAUGCUACCGGCAGACUUGAGGUGCUCCGUAUCCACACCAAGAACAUGAAGCUGGCCGAUGAUGUUGACUUGGAACAAAUUGCCGCAGAGUCUCAUGGUCAUGUGGGUGCUGACUUAGCUUCCUUGUGUUCUGAAGCAGCUCUCCAACAGAUUCGUGAAAAGAUGGAUCUCAUAGACUUAGAAGAUGAUCAGAUUGAUGCAGAAGUACUGAACUCUCUAGCUGUUACCAUGGAUGAUUUCAGGUAUGCAAUGAGCAAGAGCAGCCCGAGUGCACUUCGUGAGACCGUUGUGGAAGUGCCCAAUGUCACGUGGGAUGACAUUGGUGGACUACAAAACGUCAAGCAAGAACUGCAGGAGCUGGUGCAAUACCCUGUGGAACAUCCUGACAAGUUCCUCAAGUUCGGUAUGCAGCCAUCUCGUGGUGUACUCUUCUAUGGGCCUCCUGGAUGUGGUAAAACUAUGCUUGCCAAGGCCAUCGCUAACGAGUGCCAAGCCAACUUCAUCUCUAUUAAGGGUCCUGAGCUGCUCACAAUGUGGUUUGGAGAGUCAGAAGCCAACGUCAGAGACAUCUUUGAUAAGGCCAGAGCAGCAGCUCCUUGUGUACUAUUUUUUGAUGAGCUGGACUCGAUCGCAAAAUCAAGAGGAGGCAACGUAGGUGAUGCCGGUGGCGCUGCCGACAGAGUAAUCAACCAGAUACUGACUGAGAUGGACGGAAUGGGGGCCAAGAAAAAUGUCUUCAUCAUUGGAGCAACUAACAGACCAGAUAUCAUUGAUCCAGCAAUCCUGCGUCCUGGUAGAUUAGACCAGCUUAUAUACAUUCCUUUGCCAGAUGAGAAAUCCAGAGAAUCUAUAUUUAAGGCUGAUUUACGCAAAUCUCCUGUAGCCAAGGAUGUAGAUCUAGCAUACAUAGCAAAGGUAACACAUGGGUUCUCGGGCGCUGAUAUCACAGAAAUCUGUCAGAGAGCUUGUAAAUUGGCAAUCCGGCAGUGCAUAGAAAGUGAAUUGAGACGGGAACGAGAGAGAGCCAACAACCAGGUUGCUAUGGAUAUGGACGAAGAGGACCCUGUGCCCGAGAUAACUCGAGCUCACUUUGAGGAAGCAAUGAGGUUUGCACGCCGUUCCGUCACUGAUAAUGAUAUCCGAAAGUACGAGAUGUUUGCUCAGACACUCCAGCAGUCCCGAGGAUUUGGCACCAACUUCCGGUUCCCCUCGGGAGCAACACAAGGUGCCAGUGGUACCACGGGCGCUGACCAGUCCACGUUCCAAGACGAAGGGGACGAAGACCUAUAUGGGUAAACUUAGCCCUCGGUUGUCCACUCACAUGCUGGAUGAAUCAAUUCCUUGCCCACCAGGGCACAUUUACUUAUUUGAGGUUUAUACUAAACAAAAGUUAUUUUAAUUUACUUUUCAUGUAUCACUAAACUUGUUUUGUAUAAAAAUUGUAUACAUUGUGAUACAUUCUCUGUUUUAUUGGUUAAAAUAAUAUUAUGUUAUUAAAAUCGUCAUAUGCUUUGGUUAAGCUUUGAUUAAUUAAUUUAUGAAGUCUCUGUUAUGAAAUGAUGGAGUGUCAUUGAAGUAAAUAAACCAAACGCACGUUUCAACUGAAUAAAUUUUCAUAAAAUUGGAA